This is a messenger RNA of Osmia lignaria (orchard mason bee), 5155 nucleotides long. The record is from RefSeq and is a predicted model, not a curated record. Lineage: Eukaryota; Metazoa; Arthropoda; Insecta; Hymenoptera; Megachilidae.
UUCUGUCAAGUUGAAAAAUCGGACCGAUAAGAGACGAAGCAACUUGAAACCGUUAGUCUUCGUUCUUCGGUUGGUGUUGCAAUGAUCCUGAGACAUAGUCGUGUAGAGUGACGUGUAACCGUGGAGCCUUUGCGUCGACGAAAAGAAUGGUGGCUUUAGAGUCGAUUUCUCAGUUACCUAAGCACCCGUGGAACCUAACGGACGACGUAAUUCUCUCGUUAGAUCUCGAAUCCAUGACCCCUCUACCAUCGCUAAACUUCCCACCCUUGGUAGAUGGGUGCAAACCGAGAGAGAGAAAGGGUUGAUCGCAACGUGCGAGAAGCGACCCACCGGAGGCGAGUUUAGUCGUCCGGGGCUCUCGAAAGUCACUUAACUUAGAUUGCACGAGCGAAAUGACUUUAGUUCCCCUGGAAAACUUCGUUUCGCUGGCAGAACGUUGCUUGAAAGCACCCACCAAAAAAGGGCUUGCUCUGGGGAAGAAUGCAGCGGUGACAGAGAGCGAAGCACCCUGUGUAUCAAAGGGAGCAUGUCACUAGUAUGAUAUCGAAUUGCGUAGUCAUACGUGAAGCCAGACAGAUGAUGCACCGAUCGCCCGAGGCAAUUCAGAUCUUCGUGUACCCAGCUUGUCUAUGAGAUUUACCGUGAACCCAGACGAGAUACGUACGUGCAGGGGAGGCCGGUCUACCAGAGGAAUUCGUAGAUCGCGAUCCAGAAGAUAGGAAUGGUGGAAAGAAGAAGGAAAAAGGGAAAAAGAAAUAGAAGCGGAGAGCAUAGAGAGGAAAAGUCUCGGAGGGAUUCGGGGUUACAAAAUCCGUUCGUGAAAUAUCCACGGUUAUUUUGCAGUAUAUAGCCCCGAGAUACGAUCUUAUCGUGUGACAAACGUAGCGACAAUAAUCGUUGGAUAAGUUUCCUCCGGAAGCAGAUUGUUAGUGGGUCGAUCGUGUCGGUGCGCACCCUUGGAAUCCUUGCCAAGGAGGAUCUUUGUAGUUGGGGAUUAAGGAGUGAAUGAAACACAGAUUAAAAUGAAACUUGGUAUUUCCUGUUCGGGAUAAUUACUGUUUGAGAAGUGAAAAUUGAGGUUACAACAAGCUGAAGAAAUGCAAUUUCAUAUUGAAAAUUAACCAAGUGAAUGCUUUUUUCUUUGAAAAUGCUGAAUGGAAAAUUUGUUGAUAACAACAGAAUUCUGUUAAGGGACGACUACACGCGUCGUGGUUUGAUUAAUUGAUUCACAGAGACGAACUGAAAGGUCUCAAAGCUGAGCUGUACUACGUCCGAGAAGGGGUGGUCAAUACCUACGCGAUGAACUUUGUCGUGCCGGUACCUUCGAACAUUGCAGAUCUUGAAUUCUCUUGGCAGAGUCUUGCUGGACAUCCGUUACCCUACUCGAUGGAGUUGGAUUACGACGUGGUAGGUGUUCCGGGUGGUGUUUCCGGAAUGAUGGCGCUGCUUACUCCGAGAGUGAACGUAUCAGCCAGAGGGGAAGUACCAGUUACCUUGCAGGUCUUUAGGAUCAGGCUACCCUGUUCGGGUCUCGUCAGUGCUGAAAUUCCUUUGGCUUUGAGGCUAAAUGUCACUGCACCACCUAAAUACAACGACACUAUUCUUGUUUUCAAGAGGAACAAGAUUUGUUUGCAGGGGGUUGAAGCACCGCCAAGGAACGACUCGGUUCGUCUCGAGCCAGGACCGCUGGUGAACGGUGCUGGAACACUUUACGUCGCCGCAACGUGUGCGUGCGCCUUAAUAUUAGUCGUCGGCAGCGUAGUAAGCGCCCUGUAUAUUCGCAACAGCAAGGCUCGUAUUCAAGAGUCGCAGAAAACACUGCCCUGUUGCAGCUAUUCAGCGGCAGACACCGGUGGUCUGGCGAGAAGUUCUGUUCUGGUUAGAGUCGACCCACGACCCGGAAGCGCAAAUUCCGGAAGUUACGCGACCAUUGCCGACCUGGAGCCACUCUAUGCGAGACCUUGCGGUUCUAGAGCGAGUUACUACGCUUCGAGCCAUAUGACGCAUCUGAGUCAGUCGACAGACCCUUGCGAGAAAGCCAGGGCACUUGCUGUGUCAAGGUCCGCGUUGUACUGUCGCAAUCUUAUACAAGAAGGCACAUUUGGUCGCGUUUACAAGGGCACGUUGGAUUUGGCAGGUCGCGAGCAAGAAGUGAUCAUAAAGACAGUCACAGAAGUGGCGUCAGCUUAUCAGGCGUCUUUGCUGGUGGUGGAGGGUUCCCAGUUGGCGGGAUUAGUGCAUGCAAACAUAGCUUCUCUCGCAGCUGCUUGCCUGGAUAGCUCUUGUCCAUUAUUGGCAUACACAAGUACGCCGGGAGUGUUGAAUUUAAAGCUGUACCUUACCGACGGCAACCAUCAUCCUGUCACCAGGGAUUUGGUGCACGUUGGCGCCCAAGUUGCCAGGGCAGGGGCAUUCUUGCACGGUAGAGGUCUCUUACACAGGGACAUCGCUGCAAGAAAUUGUCUGAUCGAGCCAAGCAGCCUUCAUGUGCAAUUAGCUGAUACAGCUUUGGCGCGAGAUCUUUUCCCUCAGGAUUACCACUGCCUCGGUGAUAAUGAGAAUAGACCCAUCCGGUGGAUGGCUUUGGAAACACUCCAGCACAAUCAGUACAGCACUGCAACGGAUGUGUGGUCAUUCGGGGUGUUCUUAUGGGAACUGGCGACGAUGGGUCAACAGCCGUACGUCGAAGUGGAUCCAUUCGAAAUGAUGGCGUGUCUUCGCGAUGGUUACCGACUGGUUCAACCAAGACCAUGCCCAGACGAGCUUUUCGCUGUGAUGGCCGUCUGUUGGUUAGGUCUUUCCAGAGAUCGACCAACCAUGCCUCAGCUUCUCGCUUAUUUACAAGACUUUCACGACGCCCUGGGUGGCUUCAUAUAAAUCGCCCAAAUCCGAAAUGUUUCUUUUUCGCGCGAUUCAAAAUCGUGUCACGGAAGUUUUCUGUGCAGGAUUCCAGCAGGAGCUUUGCACCGAAAAAGAUUCAACGUGAUCCGAGGUCGAAACGAAGACACGACUUAAAAGACUUUGGUUGAAAAUAGGUCGGCAAGAGAUGAAAGCGAUAAGUACGUUCCAAAGGCUGCAGUAUCCAAUCGAAACGAGAAUCAAAAAACGAGAAUCAAAUCGUAUGGAAUUAAAAAAAAAGAACUGUCCAUUUGUGACUGUGAUCCAGAACCUUCAAGGAGGGACGCAUUUUCCUUCGAAACAGUGUUGGAGAAUUGGAAUAAGUAAUCUGAUAAACUUUCAGAUUUAACGUUAUUCGUCUAAAUUCAGAUGAAUUUUUAUUUGAAUAUUUAUUCGUCAAUGAUAAGUAAUUUAUUUAUCUGUAUUAUAUUAUAUUGUAGAUAUUUCUUUGACAAUGAACAUUUUAGUAAACGUUAAAUCUAAAAGUCGAGGAAUCGACGUGUUUGGAAAGAUACACGUCUAAUUUAUUUGGAUGAUUAUUUUAAACAAAUAUUUAUUCAAAACACUUGAAACGAUGGGCAACACUGUUUCGAAAUUCCCUUCCAAUAACAGCAGAGAAUCAAAACAGAGCACGGUUGAUCGAACGAUAGCGCAAUUUCGUGGAUUGAAAUGAUUCGAUUCUGGACAAAUAAGCGAACACCAGCGACCGGAUCGGUCAUGGAACAAAAAGGUUGACGCGGAUACAUCCGUCCAUAGUAAUUAAAAGUAUAACUCGAAACGCAUGAAGGAAUUUUUUUUAUAAAAGCGACAGACACGACGCCUGUGGCUUUGCAACCAACUCUGUUCGUUGUACAGCACCAUCGUUGCACAGGCGCGCUUUUUCCACAAUUAUUUUUUUCUACACUUCUUUUCCUUUUUUCCAAUGGUUUCCAAUGUAGCAAGCUUUCGACGAUCUCGAAACGAAUAGCAAUGAAUACCAGUGGCUCUCAAUGAAUAUUUCUUGAAAAUAUUCCAGAAACAACAAUCAUUUUUGCCUCGAAGAAAUUGAGAAUGAUACAAACGCUUUUGAAUGUAUUUCACAAUUUACCUUUUAUAAGCUUGCAAAAUUUUCUAAAAAGCUCUUCGACUUCUGUUGUAGCUAACAAAUCUUCACGGUGUAUAUAUAUUAUUUCUCUUUUCCGAACACCCUCUCUAUUAAACACGAUUCAAGAUACUACGAUACUUUCGUACGCACAGCGUGACUUAGACCUGUUUAAGUGUAACUAUCCGAGACAGUAUUGCUAUAGCGAAAUCUCCGGAUAAUCGGUAACCGGAAACAAAACUCGGUACGCGUAAAAUAUCUUAUUGUGCUUGACCUUCGUUAGGCAUAUACCUAGUGUUGCGUAAAUGGGCGGUCGAACUGUACGUACCGUAGUAGUUAACUACACCGUACAAGUCACUUGAAAUAUCCGCAUCUCGCGUGAAACGUGCAGGAACAACGGCAGGAUAUGACGCGAGAUGGUACGAUACACAGAUUUAAAAAAAAAAAAAAAGAAGAGGAUAAAAAAGAAUGUACUCGAUGUGUAAAUGUCGCAUGUUCCUGACUUUACGAAUCAUUAACCUUUAUCGCACUCGUCUCCCUUUCAUCCCUGAACUUCCCUUUUUCGACUAUAUCCCCCGACGCAUCGUAAAAAUGCUGAAUCUAUCACGUCUCACCUUCAUAACUAUUGCUACGAGCAUUUCACUACUACUAUAAUUAAUACUAUCUAUUUAAAGUAACUAUCGCUCGCUAUUUACUUGCGACGUCUCUAAGGUCUCGUUUAUUUUACGAAAUCGUCGUCCCUAUGGUGUAUAUCUGGUAUUCGUGGAUUUCUUGAUAUAUUUUCCUUAUUUCUUAUGGAGGAACAGGGUAGGCUUAGCGCUGCACACUUUUUCGCUGUUACUUAAAACGUUGGAUGCCCACGCGUAUCCGCGCCGAUAUUAUCCUAAUUUCAUUUCCCUGCUUUCCUACUAGGAUUCUCGCAGAGAAAAAAGAAAAGCAAAUAUCAAAUCGACGACAGAGAAGUCGGAACGUUAUCAUUUUACGAUUCCGCCUCCCGUUGAUGAACGCAAACCGAAAACCUCAUCGACAAGACAAUUCCAAGUCACUGUAAAUAUCUCUAGCGAAUAAUAGUGGUGCGCCGAGUGAGUUGAUUUGUGCAGAUUCUAUUAUUUCCUACGACGAUUUAUGGCAUUAUUUUUCAACGGAAAGUAAAAUAUACGUGUUAAGAAAAAAAAA